UAUAAAGCCCUCAACCCUCAUCCCAUCACAUUGGUCGCCGCUCACAGCAACAAGUUCAAAGAGGGAGGCAACGUGGGAGAGAGUUCUUCCGUGGGGACAAAAACCGAGCGUUUCCACGCUGCUCUACGCUGUUUAGUUUGUUCAAGUCUCUGGGUUGGUUUAAUUGCGGCAACGGUCCUCAUCAGUGUUGGUGUCUGGAACAAGUGCAGGAAUUGUCUGACAAUCGGGGUGAUUUUGUGCAUCGUGUGCGUUGGAGUGAUCAUUCAUAACUGCCUUCGGCGGAGCGACACCACGCCGACGCUUCCCGUUUUCGCUGGAGAAGGCAGUCAACUCUCUCUAGGUUGUGAGGACGUGGAGGAGAUGCUGUCGAAACAGGAUUCCCUAAAUGGAAGUGAAUGUCAAUUGACAAACACGGCAGCAACAAGUCAUGAAUUGGGAGAACAGAGUAGAGGAGUUAUUGGAUGUGAUGCACAACAGCACAGUGCCCCUGUUGCAACGUCCAGUCGUUGUGACAUUGAAGUCGGGAACGGACAUUUGAUUCGUCCCGGCACCCGGUGUGAGUCUGCCCUCCGGAGCCUCACUCGAGCCGUCGUCGGCACGCUGACCCGUGCCGGCCGAAGCGGCGCGGUGCUGGCCAGUGGCGAGUUUCACCACGCCCCGCGCAACCCCUGGAACUCCAACUUCGAGGGUCACAUCGGUUGGCAGUCGGCGCGCGCUCGACCCGACCUCUUCUACACCACGCCUUUGCACAGAUAA
Mesocestoides corti is the source of this 756-nucleotide messenger RNA. NCBI's taxonomy places the organism in Eukaryota, Metazoa, Platyhelminthes, Cestoda, Cyclophyllidea, Mesocestoididae. The record is from the annotation of a GenBank genome assembly.